Suillus subalutaceus is the source of this 444-nucleotide messenger RNA. RefSeq lists its product as uncharacterized. The record is from RefSeq and is a predicted model, not a curated record. Bases 1 to 444 code for a protein of 147 amino acids. The transcript has a single exon. NCBI's taxonomy places the organism in Eukaryota, Fungi, Basidiomycota, Agaricomycetes, Boletales, Suillaceae.
AUGACAGUGACCAAGCUACCAUCCCAGCUGUGCUGCUCUCCCUGGAUGCUACCACUGGCAACUGGUUCCAAUGCGCCUUCAUCUAUCACCUCCGUGAAAAUCAACAUUCCUAACAACAACGCCAAUAAUACCACGAACGUCAUCAACUUUCACUCCCCUAACAACAACACCAAUACCACUACAAAUUCCAUUACUCACAGCAACGUGCAGCGCCAAAAUUUUCACCUCCCAGCUGGGAGUCAGCCACGCUGUAGAUUUCUACGCGCUUAUUCAUCCAUGUGGGAGGCUGGUUCCUCCACCCAUCAAACUGCUGCUGGCACCCAGCUCCCUCCCCCAAGCCCAUACACUACUGGUGCUUGGCCCAUUCCCCCAUUCCCUCACCUCCUUCAACCAAACCCUUGUCUCCUUCAACCGACCCCUCAGCUCCCUCCCCCAAACCCUUAG